AUGGACAUGCGAACAGUCCUUUUCAUGGUUCUGCUAUACAGUAGUGGACAGCCGAUACUGGGAGAAGCGGGCACAAUGGACGACUGGAUUAGACUGAGGGAUAGCCUGUUUUCUAACUACACCAAGGAUAUUUACCCUUUGCACAACUUCAGUGAUACACUGAAUAUAGAUAUAUCGAUGUUUCUUUUAUCUAUUAUUGACUUCGAUGAAGUUUCUGGUGUCAUAACUUUAAGUGCGGGUUUAAUGCUGAAUUGGAAUGACUAUCGCCUACAGUGGACACCAAGCGAGUACGGCGGAAUUGAAGCUAUACAAGUGAAUUCUACAAAUGUCUGGACACCAAAGGUGUAUGUACUUACAGCUGCAGAUGACCUCCGCCCGUUUGGCAGCGAAGAAUUCAGUGUAGAUAUUUCGUAUACUGGCAGGUUAGACUAUGUUCCGGGAAAGCUUUUGAAAUCCACAUGUUCCGUGGAUAUGUCCAAGUUUCCAUUGGAUACUCAGACAUGCAAUAUGCAAGUGAUGCUUUGGAGAUCUCCGUCUACUGUAAAACUGACUUAUAAUAGAACGGAUUUUAUUCUUACGUGGUAUACGACCAACGGAGAAUGGGAUAUUACCAAAACUAACGUCUCAUAUUAUAUGGCAUAUGGAUCACCGUCUACGACACUGGAUUUUAUGCUUCAGAUAUCUAGACGACACAUCUACUUCAUUGUGUCAAUGACGAUACCGGUUUUGUUGUUAUGUUUUCUCAAUCCGUUCGUGUUCCUCCUGCCGUCUUCCUCGGGAGAGAGGAUAUCCUACACUAUCACGAUGUUCCUGUCACUUACUGUCUACAUGACACUCAUAGGAGACAUUCUCCCUAAAGUGUCAGAAAACAUGGCUGGGAUGUCUUAUUUCUUGCUGUUAACCUUAUUCUACAGCGGUAUUUUGAUUGUAUUGACGAUAUUCACACUUCGGUGUGAAGCUGCUGUAGAUGUUAAAGAGUUUCCAAGAUGGUUGAGGAGACUAACACACUACUGCUGUAAAACGAAUGAAAACAAAGUUUCCAAUGACACAAACUUGAUAAAAAGUUUUGAUCUGAAAAACCAAAAAGAAGAUGAAGUUACUGGAGUAGUUGAUAUAGAUGCAGAGUUUGUGGAUGUUCAACUCAAGGACGUGAUGCAAGUCAUUGACAAGUUUCUUGUGUUUUACGCUGGAGCUUGGAUAAUAAAGAAACUGAAAGGAAUUAGUGAACCACUUCAUCAGAGCAGAUUUCUAAAGAUGCAUGCUAUAGAAACAACCCAUGAAUGUGGUGUGUGUUUUAAGUUAUUUGAUGAGGUAUCAAGUCUACAGAUUCAUCUCCAGACUCAUCUAGACCAGACGCCAUCUAUCUGCAAUGUCUCUGGUAAGGGUUUUGAUCAUCCUUGUAUACUUAAGGAUCAUUUAGAGACAAAUACAGUGGAGAAGUCAUACAAAUGUGAUAUUUGUGAAAAGAAGUUUACUAGGCCAUAUGGUUUGAAAGUACACUACAUGACUCAUACAGGAGAAAGGCCAUACAAAUGUGACAUAUGUGGUGAAACAUUUAAGGAACCAAGUGCAUUACAGAUACACCUGAGUGUUCAUACUGAGGAGUUGUUAUGCAAAUGUGGUGUUUGGUGGUAUAUCUUCCCUAAAACAUCACCUCAGAGUUCACACAAGAGAAAAGCCAUACAGAUGUGA
Molecule: messenger RNA, 1692 nt
Organism: Ylistrum balloti
Lineage: Eukaryota; Metazoa; Mollusca; Bivalvia; Pectinida; Pectinidae
Product: acetylcholine receptor subunit alpha-like
Exons: 2
Coding region: 1-1692 (563 amino acids)
Biological process (GO): monoatomic ion transmembrane transport
Cellular component (GO): membrane
Molecular function (GO): extracellular ligand-gated monoatomic ion channel activity; transmembrane signaling receptor activity
Source: RefSeq, a predicted model, not a curated record